GUCUGACACGAGAGAGGAGCAGAGGGGCUGAACAGCUGACCACAUCGCGUAAAACCACAAGGGAUGGAAACAUCUGAGAUCUUUUUAUGCGUGUACCUAACCUCACACAACCUCUACACCAUCCUCCUCAUCGCGUGGCUCUACACCUGCGGGAUACCAACAGAAACCUCCAACUAUGGAUUGCUUAAUUGAAGUUGGGCCACCUGAUCCUGUUUGCGCCAGGACGACCGAGCGAAAGUAGAUCAACAGAAGUCGUUAUGGACAAUUGUGCAACUCGUGCAUUUCCUGCUCGUAGAACGGGUGUCAAACGCGCUAUUUCAAUCUCUGUUUACCACAUCUAUUUGUGCGUAAAGGACAAAACGGCUCUAUUCAACGCUACCUGAAAAACGCUGCACUAUGUUUUAGGAAUAGUAGUAGCUGUAGUUAGAAUAGAGCUUGUGGGACUGCUUUUUUCUGCCAGCUUUUAUGUGAGAGUAGCGAUCAGCUUUUAUUGUGCGCAUACCCAUUGUGCCCUGCAGAUUAGCCGCUCCGUUGGUGGGUCCACAGCAGCAGGACCUGCAAGCUUUCACAGGCAAUAGCAAACAAACACUGUGAAGGGUCCCCCUGAAAACCCCUGUCAUUUGGACUUACACCACAACUGAAAUAUUUUUUUUUAAAACUGCACAGGUGAGAAAGAAGUAAGCCAUGGCUCUACCAGAUGGGGGUAUAUCUGGGGAGGAGGUCCCCUUCCCAGAGAUUAUAGAGCUCAAUGUUGGAGGCCAGGUGUAUAUAACCCGCUAUUCUACCCUCACAAGUGUGCCAGACUCUCUGCUAUGGGAGAUGUUCAGUCGAAAGUCGGUCAAAGGACUGGCCAGAGACACCAAAGGCCGCUUCUUUGUGGACCGUGAUGGUUUCCUGUUCCGGUACAUCCUGGACUUCAUGCGGGACCAGCAGCUGGUUCUUCCUGAUCACUUCCCAGAGCGUGGGCGUCUGCAGAGGGAGGCUGAAUUCUUCAACCUGCCAGACCUUGUCAAGCUGCUGGCGCCCAAAAUCAGCAAGCAAAACUCCCUUGGUGAAGAGGGAUGUCAGAGCGACCCAGAAGACUCCUCACCUGGGAUUGACACGACCCGUAACCUCGGCUCCCUGGGUGCUGCUGCUGCUGCCUGUGCCAGCCUGGUGCCCAGUGCCAUGGAUGGCAAACGGUCCGGGUUCAUCACUAUUGGCUACCGAGGCUCAUACACACUUGGCCGUGACAGCCACACUGAUGCCAAAUUCCGACGGGUGGCACGGAUCAUGGUGUGUGGCAAGACCUCCCUGGCCAAAGAGGUGUUCGGGGAGACCCUGAACGAGAGCCGUGACCCAGACCGCCCCCCAGAGAGAUACACAUCCCGCUACUAUCUGAAGUUUACCUUUCUGGAGCAGGCCUUUGACAAGCUGGCUGAUGCAGGCUUCCACAUGGUGGCCUGUAACUCCACAGGAACCUGCGCCUUCGCCCAUGAGCAGACGGACGACAAGAUCUGGACCAGCUACACUGAAUAUGUGUUCUACCGUGGUUCAUCAGUGAUUUCCAAGGCGAUGACCUCUGACCCCUCAGCUCCCUCUGAAGUGACAACCUCUAAAACUGAUUCCGCCACAGCCGAGCACAGCAGCACAGCCAGGACCAAUAGCCUUCCAGAAAAAAAAGGCAUCCUAACUCUUGACUUACGAAACCCGCAGCCCCCGGGCACUACCCCUCCUCUUACACCUCCUCUUCCUCCUCCACCUCAUCUAGACAGCCCCGAUUUUCCACCUCUGUCAUCUCCAUUCCUGUCUCCACAUCUGCUAUCAUCCAAACAUAUUUCUACCUCCAGCCCCUUAACACCUCCUCCAGCUGAGAGCCCCCCCCAUCCGCCAACCUUAACCUAAAGACGCUGCCACGGCUCACCGUCAGGGAGAACGGUGGCCCCCCGCCGGCGAUGGAUGACGAAGAGGAGGAGAGGAAGUUGCUGGAGGAUGAUCUGAAGAAAUGCAUCGAUGAUUUCAAGAAGAUCCGCUUGCCCAGACAGUUUCCGGAUCGCAAGAGGCACUGGCAGAGUGACCUGCUCAAGAAGUACAAUGCAUAGAGCGCUGUGCUGCAGCAACAACAAACGUGACAAAGAUUUUACAACAAUGCUGUGAGCGGUUGGCUCUAGAUUUGUAUUCCUUUUGCUCUGGGUCAGAAAAUGUACUCAAACCUUUAAAUGUAUUAGCUUUUGCAUGACAACAGAAGUGAAUUGUCUGAUUAAGUGUAGUGCUUAGACUGAGCGGGAAGACAUAAACCAUUAAACACUGACAUUUCCCAUCAUAGAAAAAACAACAUCCCUGUAGAAGUCUGUAGUUACACAUAGUUAUUCACACAGCCGUUUGGAGAAGGAAAAAAGUUGUUUUAAUUUUGCUCAAUCAACGAAUGAAUUGUAAUGUCUGUAAUUUGAGAUUUCUGCCCUGCUCUCUCUACUGUAUCCACUGAUCAAGCAGCUGGAAAAUGUAAGCUAAGUGUGAAAUGCAUUUUAGGCUUUUGACCUUGCUGAUGCAAAAUAAAAGAAAGAAGUGAA
Molecule: messenger RNA, 2549 nt
Organism: Eleginops maclovinus (Patagonian blennie)
Lineage: Eukaryota; Metazoa; Chordata; Actinopteri; Perciformes; Eleginopidae
Gene: kctd12b
Product: potassium channel tetramerisation domain containing 12b
Exons: 2
Coding region: 685-1884 (399 amino acids)
Biological process (GO): regulation of G protein-coupled receptor signaling pathway; protein homooligomerization
Cellular component (GO): signaling receptor complex
Molecular function (GO): protein binding
Source: RefSeq, a predicted model, not a curated record